CCCCUCCCCGGCUCCUCCGUAACGGCGAAAUCCCAUUCCCACUCUCUACUCCUCCGGGCAGAAAAAUUCUCCCCCAAUUUCCAUCUCGAUUCCCACCAAACCGACCGAGCUCCCGUCCACCGCGUGUCCCUCCCUCCCUCCGCGUGCUCCUGUCCUCCCCAGCCCACCCAACCACCGAGGCCGAGGGCGAGCGCGAGAUCCAGAUCCCGGUCCGGAUCCACCGCCGCCGGCCAUGAACCCGACGCGGUCCACGCAGGCGUCGUUCCGUGACCGCACCAACGAGUUCCGCGCCGCCAUCGAGAGCGCGCGCCGCCACACCACCCCGUCCCCCGCCGCCGCGGCCUCGGCCAACGGCAGCGCCGGCGCCGGGCCCCUCGAUGGUUCGAUCGUGGCCACGUCGGCGCGCUCGGAGUUCAACAACCGCGCGUCCAAGAUCGGGCUCGGGAUCCACCAGACCUCCCAGAAGCUCGCGCGCCUCGCCAAAUUGGCAAAGAGGACAUCUGUUUUUGAUGACCCUACCAUGGAGAUACAAGAGCUGACUGCAGUUAUCAAGAAGGAUAUCACUGCUCUGAAUUCUGCUGUUGUGGACCUACAAGUUCUCUGCAAUUCACAAAAUGAGAGUGGGAAUCUUUCCAAGGACACUACAAAUCAUUCCACUACAGUAGUGGACAACCUAAAAAAUCGUCUGAUGAGUGCAACAAAAGAGUUUAAGGAAGUUCUUACCAUGCGGACAGAGAAUUUGAAGGUUCAUGAAAAUAGAAGGCAAAUGUUCUCCUCGUCAGCUGCAAAGGAUGCAUCAAAUCCAUUCAUUCGUCAGCGUCCCCUUGUUGCUAGGGACACAUCUGAGUCAUCUGUGACACCAGCACCAUGGGCCAGCGACUCUGCAUCUACCCCAUUGUUUCAGAGGAAGAAGACUAAUGGAGACCAUGGAGCAUCAUCAUCAUCCCAGCCUUUCAUGCAGCAGCAGCAAUUGGCAGUACAGCAAGACACUUACAUGCAGAGCAGAGCUGAAGCUCUUCAAAAUGUUGAAUCAACUAUCCAUGAGCUGAGCAACAUCUUUACACAGUUGGCAACCAUGGUUUCUCAACAAGGAGAGCUAGCAAUCAGAAUUGAUGAGAACAUGGAUGACACACUGGUCAACGUAGAGGGAGCUCAGGGCCAACUACUGAAGUAUCUUAACAGCAUUUCAUCGAAUAGGUGGCUGAUGAUGAAGAUAUUCUUUGUGCUGAUGGUGUUCCUCAUGAUCUUCAUAUUCUUCGUCGCAUGAUUCCUUUUGUAUCAUCUCGCCCCACACGAGCUGUGUAGUUGACUGCUAUGCGUAGUAUUCUUUUAUUUCUACUCAUACUACACCAUGUACACAAUUUUCACCCAGAUGAUAAGCAACCGUUCAUCAGCCUUUGUGGUAAUGUAAAUUGUGAGAAGCUCCAGUACUGGUAUAUUACUUUCGAGUGGUGAUAUUUCUGGAAUAUGUUUGAUGUACCA
This is a messenger RNA of Phragmites australis (common reed), 1482 nucleotides long. Its product is annotated as syntaxin-32-like. Lineage: Eukaryota; Viridiplantae; Streptophyta; Magnoliopsida; Poales; Poaceae. The transcript has 5 exons. Gene Ontology annotation, molecular function: SNAP receptor activity; SNARE binding. Bases 233 to 1267 code for a protein of 344 amino acids. Gene Ontology annotation, biological process: endoplasmic reticulum to Golgi vesicle-mediated transport; vesicle fusion; intracellular protein transport. Gene Ontology annotation, cellular component: Golgi membrane; endomembrane system; SNARE complex. The record is from RefSeq and is a predicted model, not a curated record.